Fusarium oxysporum Fo47 is the source of this 1685-nucleotide messenger RNA. RefSeq lists its product as uncharacterized. The coding region runs from base 36 to 1685 and encodes 549 amino acids. The record is from RefSeq and is a predicted model, not a curated record. NCBI's taxonomy places the organism in Eukaryota, Fungi, Ascomycota, Sordariomycetes, Hypocreales, Nectriaceae. The transcript is spliced from 6 exons.
GGACUAUUGACAAUCAAGCACCAACUGCAUCCAACAUGACCACCAAAAAGCUCAUAGUCGUCAUUGGCGCAACAGGCGGCCAAGGAGGCUCAGUUGUCAACUCCUUCAUCAAUGAUCCAGAAUGGCAUGUUCGUGGCAUCACUCGAAACCCUUCAAGCCGAAAAGCAAAGAACCUCGAAGCCCGCGGUGUCGAAGUAGUUCAAGCCGACUUGGACGACAGGGCCUCACUAGCCGAAGCCUUCCAGAACGCAAAUGUUAUCUUUGCAGUCAGCGACUUUUGGGGCAUCUACAACGAUCCAAAGAAUCGAAAUAAACCAAAGCCGGGACAGGCUCUCAACGAGUGGACAAAGGUACAAGAAACCCAACAACUCAAGAAUAUCAUCGAUGAAGCUGCCAGAGUAUCAAGUCUAGAACGUUUCAUCAUGUCUUCACUUCCGGGUCCGACAAAACUAUCGGGAGGAAAGUACACAAAUGUUUGUCAUCACGACUCCAAGGCAGAUGCAGAGGAGUACGGUGAACAAAACCAGCCAGAGCUUUGGGCUAAGACGAGUGUAUAUCUCCCUGGAUACUUUCUCAACAACUUCUUGACUCAUCCAAUGGCUCAGCCAACCAAGAAAGAGAACGGAAACAUACAAUUCGCAAACAACCUAGACCUCGAUACCAAAGUUCCUCUGAUAUCACACGACCAAGAUUCUGGUCCGUUCGUCAGAGCCCUAAUUCAAAACCCUCCAGGGAAAAGCGUCGUCGGAUAUCGUGUUUGGAUCACACCACGGGAAUUCGUACGAAUUUUCAGUAAAGUCACGGGGUACAACACUGAAUUACUACACAUACCACCCGGAGAGUUUACCUUUGAUUGUAAAGGAGAGUUGAGGGCUGAAUUGCAAGAUAACUUUGCAUUCGCUAAUGAAAUUGGGCUCCAUGGUGGUGAUGAUUCUCCAGCUGCCCAUCCCAACGAGGUGAACCAGCCUCCUCAACUUGAAAGCGUUGAAGAUUGGAUCAGAGAACAAGACUGCUUGGAGGAGCGAGAAUCUGUCCGUCCAGAUGUAGCACAGCUGAGGCUACUCAUGCUGGCGGUCAAGGGGAUACCCAUAUUCUUUGACCGCCAAGGCAUGAGCACAUCUCGAAACCAUCGAACCAUAAUCAACGUCCUCGCCAAGAAAUUCGCUCUUCAAAGACCAACAAUGGAGUCACCUCAGAAGCAAAAGCUUGUGGUCGUUGCUUCGAACAACAUCCCCAAAAUCAAAGCAACCCGCGAUGGCUUCACACAAAUGCUUCCAGACUCUUAUGACUUUCGAGGCAUAAGCGUAGACUCCAACGUUUCAGACCAGCCCUUCUCAGACGAAGAGACUCUGCGUGGUGCAACAAAUCGAGCACAGAACGCUCAAGCAGCCAGAAUAGAAGCUGAUUUCUGGGUUGGCAUCGAAGGCGGUGUUGAAACUCACAAUGGCUCGAUCUGCUCUUUUGCUUGGAUUGUUGUUUUUGGAAAAGAUGGGAAGGUCGGCAAGGCACGGACUUCGGCGUAUUUUCUACCGGAGAGGACUUGUCAAUUGCUGAAAGAUGAUUCAAAGAACAAGCAGGGCUCGGUUGGGCUAUUGACCGGUGGUGUUGUUGACCGAGCUGCGUAUUAUACACAGGCCGUCAUUCUGGCCCUGAUACCAUUCAGGAAUGCUUCUUUGGACUUUUGA